AUGGCGGGCCUAUCAGCAGUUCAGACAUCCUCACAUCGGCGCACGAUACCACCACACAUACGGUAUAAGUUCAAGGCGGAAACAGCUACGAUCGUCUUGAAGGCGUCGAAACACAAGACCAUCGCCGAGAACAGACCGUCCAAGCCUGGAUUCCUGGAUCUGCCUGGUGAACUGCGCAACCAAAUCUACGAUCUUGUGGUAGAACCAACGACAUGCGGUCUUACACUGAACCUCUACAACUUCCGCAUACCGAUAGCAAAGCUGGCUUUGGUGUGUAAGCAGGUCUUCCGAGAAGUUGUGAGUGUUCAAUUCGCAAAGGAUGACUCUGCGUUCCGUUGGCAGGGUCAUGAGUCCGGAGGGCAUUUGGACUUCUCUGUCACUCAAAGCCCCAUGUUCUCAGCGGACACUCAACGCUGGGCAGAGAAAUGCGCUAUGCUGGGUGCGCCUCUCCGCUUCAAGCAUCUUCGAUUUUGUGCACCUUCUUGUCAUGGCACUGGUCUCUCAACCACACGUCGUACAUGGUGCAUACAUGUAGAGGACGGAACAGCCCGUGUUGAGAUCUUGAAUGCUUCUACAGGAAGGGAGUGCGCAGAGAUCUGGGAGAAGAACAUGACGAAAGCAUUGUCAGAAACCAUGCAUCAGCACGGAACCUAUUCGCUAGGUAUUCCUGAGCUCGAGGCAUUCCGCAUCCUACUUGGUCGUUUCAAUCUGCACGAACAUUUCAGGGGUAGGUCGUUGCAUCCCCAGGCACUGAUGUCGAAGGAUCCAGAGAUGAUCAGGUUGAAAGCUACAUAUCUCGGUUGUCAUCUCAAAACCCAUCCAUGGGACUACUACACUGCAAGACCCUGA
Aureobasidium musti is the source of this 849-nucleotide messenger RNA. Lineage: Eukaryota; Fungi; Ascomycota; Dothideomycetes; Dothideales; Saccotheciaceae. The record is from the annotation of a GenBank genome assembly.